GGGGACAAAGUCGUAAAUUUGGAGUUAAAAGACAAUCGACUUUUCUAUGGAAAGGAUUAUUUGGAUCUACAAGAGAACAAUAAACCCUAGUUUUCGCAUUGCGACUGUAUAGUCUUCUUUCUUCUCUCGCCCCUCUCUCAAACCCUUCACACACCGAACAUGCCUUUCAAGAGGUUCGUUGAGAUCGGGAGAGUCGCUCUCGUUAACUAUGGCGAAGACUACGGAAAGCUUGUCGUCAUUGUCGAUGUUAUUGACCAGAACAGAGCUUUGGUUGAUGCUCCUGAUAUGGUUAGGUCCCAAAUGAACUUUAAGAGACUUUCUCUUACUGACAUUAAAAUUGACAUUAAGAGAGUCCCUCGGAAGAAGGAACUCAUUGAAGCUAUGAAGGCUGGCGAUGUUCAAAAAAAGUGGGAGGAUAGCUCUUGGGGUAGAAAAUUGCUUGUCAAGAAAAGGAGGGCAGCCCUGAAUGAUUUUGAUAGGUUCAAGCUAAUGUUGGCCAAGAUAAAGAGAGCUGGAUUGGUCAGGCAAGAGCUUUCGAAGCUGAAGAAGAGCCAAUCUUAGAAGUGCAUUUUGUUUAGAGCUUCAAAUUUUGUUAGAGAACAAUUUACCAGGUGUGGUUUGUUAUCCCUUUUGUUUCUCAAAUUCUUGAGACUGGGGGCUGUAUCUGAAUGCAUGGAAUUUUGGACAUCAAGUGUAGCGAGUUUUUCCUAAUGUGCCAACAUUAAUCGAAUUAAAUUAAAAAUACAUGCUUGAACCUGGUAGUUUUUCCCCUGCUAAAGUGUUUAAUUCA
Cucumis sativus (cucumber) is the source of this 790-nucleotide messenger RNA. RefSeq names its product 60S ribosomal protein L14-1. Gene Ontology annotation, biological process: translation; ribosomal large subunit biogenesis. NCBI's taxonomy places the organism in Eukaryota, Viridiplantae, Streptophyta, Magnoliopsida, Cucurbitales, Cucurbitaceae. The record is from RefSeq and is a predicted model, not a curated record. Bases 160 to 561 code for a protein of 133 amino acids. The transcript is spliced from 5 exons. Gene Ontology annotation, molecular function: structural constituent of ribosome; RNA binding. Gene Ontology annotation, cellular component: ribosome; cytosolic large ribosomal subunit.